AUGGUUGGUGACAAAGGAGACACAUCUAAAAAACAACAAACUUCGUCUUCUCCAAAACCACUUCAUGAAGAAUCAUCACCCUCACAACAAGUUAUUGUUGUUACUGGAACCAACCCUUUCAUUUCAACUCCUCUUUAUGUUUCAACUGGUGCAAGUUCUUCACCCUUUGAAAACCAAUUUGAAACAACAACCUUAAACACAACAAAAAGACCAAGAUAUAGUGGACAAUGGAAGCUUCUACCGUCACCAACAUCACAACAAAAGCAACUUCAAACUCAACAACAACUCACCAUUCUUAAUCCAACAACAGACUCAAAAUCAACAACCCCUUCACCAUCAAAUCCUCAACAACAACAACAACCUUUAGCUGCUUCUUCGUCAGACACAACAUCUUCACAAUCUGUUGAUCAUCUCUCACCAAUGCCUGGUCAAGAAUUAGGAAACAAACAAGAACUAGAACAGCAAGUUCAUCAACAGCUCCGAAAAGGUAAAUAUGUAAGUCCCGUUUGGAAACCAAAUGAAAUGCUAUGGUUAGCAAGAGCAUGGAAAGAACAAUACCAAACAGCUUCAGAUUCAUCUCAACAACAACAACUACAACAAAACCAACAACAAUCAGAGCUUGGAAUGAGUAGAGGCAAAACAAGAGCUGACAAAGACAAAGAAGUUGCUGAAUUUCUAAACAAACAUGGUGUUAAUAGAGACGCCAAAACCGCAGGUACUAAAUGGGAUAACAUGCUAGGUGAAUUUAGGAAAGUUUAUGAAUGGGAAAGAGGUGGUGAAAGAGAACAAGUUGGAAAAAGCUAUUUUAGGCUUUCACCUUAUGAAAGAAAGUUGCAUAGGUUACCAGCUUCUUUUGAUGAAGAAGUUUUUGAAGAACUUUCACAGUUCAUGGGUUCAAGAAUGAGGUCUUCUUCUCAUGGUGGUAGAAUUGGUUCUUCCUUUGUUUCUUGUGAUGAAACUAGAACAAGAUCUCUUCCUCCUCCAAGACCUUUCAAAGAUGAUGAACUUCCUCUAUCAGCUAGGACAAAGCAAUUGACAAUGACAAGUAGUGGUGGUGGUGGUGAACCAUUUUUUCAUAGAGGGAACAUAUUAGGGUUAGAUUCAAUGGUUGAAAUGUCGACGACACCUUGUUCGAAUUCGAAAGAAUUAAAAAGAAUUGGGAAGAUAAAAAUGACAUGGGAGGAAUCAGUGAGUUUAUGGGGUGAAGAAGGUGAAGUUCAUAGGGGAAGAGUGAGGCUACAAAAUUCAAGUUUUUUACAUGCUGAUGAAAUCACUUGUUUUGAUGAUGCAAUGGUGAUUUGUCCUUUGGAAUCUUUUGAAGAUGGUCCUUUGAAAGGUUUUUCAGUUGAUAGAUUUGUUUCUGGACAACAAGUUAAAGUUUUUGGUAGAAGAAAAUCUUCUUCAGCUUCUUCUAGUGGUUUUGCUGAAAGAGUUCAACAACCUAUCAAUAAACCAAUUCCCAUAAGAUCAAUUGUUCCAUUGGAUUUUAGAGAUCCAACUGAAUACUACAUAGAUCAUCUUCUUCAUAUCUCAUCACCACAAUCACUUCCAACAUUAUUCGAACUCAAGCAUUAUCUUCAAGAACCUCCACCACCGAAUCUUCGUUUUCCAUUGCGAAAAGAAGUGUUUGAUGAUUUACCACAAGGUAAAGAGUUUUUCUUCACAACAACCUCUGAACCAUUGGAUUGUAGAUCCAUAAUCUAUGAUAUUGUUGGCCCCAUCAUCCGAAACAACAUCAACAUCAUUGCUAACAAUAACAACCCUAGUUGUUGUACUCUUCCAUUUUGUAGUAGAGAGUCUCUCAUUGGUGUUUGGGAUGAUUGUAUCAAUAGGGUUGUUUCAAGAUUCUGUUGCGAAGAUAUCGUAAUUACUAGAAAGCCCUUUUCAUCGUCUUCAUUAUCAAAUUUACAAUCACAAGACUCAUUGUUGUUGUUGCAAGAUGAAUGGCCUAAUGUGAGUGGUUUUGUGAACAAUUUUUGCUUAUGGAGAGGUGAAGAAUGUGAAGAUUUUAAAGAGAAUAAUCAUCAACAAAAUCCAUCAUCUACUAUCAUUCAAAAGUUACUAUGGAGUUAUUCUGAUUUACCCUAUAUCCUUGGUUACUAUGCAAUUGGAAACAAGGUAACAUUUUGUGCACUUAGUAAAUCACAAGAAGAUGCAAAAAUCAUUAGAACUGAUUUACAUCAAGUGAACCUAACAUCACCAAGUGAAAGAUUCAAAGCACUAGUACCAUGUUUUAGAAUUGGAAUUUUGUUAUCAAUAUUAAGCAAAGAAUGCUUAAGCAUGCAAAAGGGUAGUUUCGUCUAUAGUGAUUUCGAAAGGUAUAGUAUUGGAAACGGUGUUAUAAUAGAAAUGACACCAAACACAUGCAAAAGGGUAUUUUCGGAAAAGAGAAAAUGGUGUUCCGUGAAAGAGGUUUACGAGAUUCUAGAUGAUAGAAUCCCACAUAGUGAGUUUUUGUUUAAGGUUGUCGAAGACAUAAACGACAUGAGUUUGGUUUUUAAGCCGAGAGGUAUAAGAGUUAAACCGUUGAGUAUAGAACAGUUAGUGGAAGCCCUAAAGUAUGUUACAAAAGCUUUGGUCGCAUUACACGACUUGUCGUUUAUGCAUAGGGAUAUAGGUUGGGAGAAUGUUAUGAUGAGGGAGGGUGGUGAGUGGUUUGUGAGCGGCUUCGACGAGGCCGCCGGUGCGCCGGAGUUGAAUAAGUAUGUUAAGGAAGGUGGCAUGGUGGAGCGUGGGAGGCACGCGCCGGAGAUGGAGAGAGGGUUGCAUGGGGUGAAGGUGGAUGUGUGGGGAGUUGGGUAUUUGAUAAUGACAAGUGGGUUGGUGAGUGUGCCGAAGAUGAUGAGAGAGUUGCAGAAUUGGUGUAUGGAGCAGAAUCCGGAGCAGAGACCUACUGCCGCCGAUUGUUAUCAUCAUUUGUUGCAACUUCAGUCGUCUUUGUUGGUGUCAGCUGGUGUUGCCGGUGGUGGUGGGUUGAUGUGA
Vicia faba (fava bean) is the source of this 2982-nucleotide messenger RNA. Lineage: Eukaryota; Viridiplantae; Streptophyta; Magnoliopsida; Fabales; Fabaceae. The record is from the annotation of a GenBank genome assembly.